UGAAGCAGUGAUCCUGGGUCCGUCCAUCGGCCGGUAUAAAAGGUGCAGCUACUGAGUUGGUUCUCCAGAAACAGCGCGUACACGCAUCCAAGAAACACCUGAGGGACUGUUGAAGCUCUGCUAGCAAGCGUGCGAUGGCACCUCCUCCCCACGAGAACGAGAUGAGCAGGUCGGGCUCGUCGGAGUCGGCACCGGCCACGGCGGUGAAGACGGUGGACGUGCAAACGGCGGAGACACCGGCCGUGGGGGUGACGACGGUGGACGUGCAGACGGCGGCGACACCGGCCGUGGGAGUGACGACGGUGGACGUGCAGACGGCGGCGAGGGAGCUCCAGGAGCAGCAGGGCGGCAUGGCGUACCUGGACGUGAGGACGGAGGAGGAGAUGGGGAAGGGCCACGUCGUCGGCGGCUCCCUCAACGUCCCCUACUUCUUCGUCACACCACAAGGGACCCGGGAGAAGAACCCACGGUUCGUGGAGCAGGUCGCCUCGCUCUUCACCACAGACCAACACAUACUUAUCGGGUGUCAGAGCGGCAAGAGGUCCGAGCUGGCCUGCGUCGAUCUCCUAGCAGCAUAUGUGUCGGAUGGUAUGCAGGGGUUCAUGAAUGUGAAGAACGUGGGAGGCGGCUACGCUGCGUGGCUGCAGAGCGGACUCCCAGUGACAGUAGCAGUGCCCACGCCUGAAUCUGCUGCUGAAAUCUGAAUCAACCAGUACCAACUGUAGCAUCUAUCAGUUCUUCAACCACCAGUGCUGUGUUGUGCUCUGCCAGUGCAACGCAUCUAGGAAUGCGAGUCCAAGGGAAUGAUUGGAUGGAUGGAUGGCUGUAAUUAAUAAUAACACGCAUCAGUGUGCCUGCCACGGUAAGCUGCUCAUCCUAGAGCAUAACUAUUAUUGUGUUCUCACGCGUCGUUUUUAUAUAUGGUCCUCCAAUC
This is a messenger RNA of Hordeum vulgare subsp. vulgare (domesticated barley), 934 nucleotides long. RefSeq names its product thiosulfate sulfurtransferase 18-like. Gene Ontology annotation, molecular function: catalytic activity. The transcript is spliced from 5 exons. Lineage: Eukaryota; Viridiplantae; Streptophyta; Magnoliopsida; Poales; Poaceae. The record is from RefSeq and is a predicted model, not a curated record. Bases 135 to 704 code for a protein of 189 amino acids.